This is a messenger RNA of Sebastes umbrosus (honeycomb rockfish), 3166 nucleotides long. RefSeq names its product reticulon 4 receptor-like 2b (gene rtn4rl2b). Bases 129 to 1511 code for a protein of 460 amino acids. Gene Ontology annotation, molecular function: protein binding. The record is from RefSeq and is a predicted model, not a curated record. The transcript has 4 exons. Lineage: Eukaryota; Metazoa; Chordata; Actinopteri; Perciformes; Sebastidae. Gene Ontology annotation, cellular component: plasma membrane.
CGGGACUCCAGCCCGUCACUGCAUGCAGCCUUCAGCAACUCGUUCACCAGAGCUGAACUUCAGCAGAGAUAGCAGCAAGCAGGCACCUCCUCGCCAGCAGGCUAACUCGCUUUCGGCUUUGGUUCGAGAUGCAGACUCGCAGCACCACGAGACGCUCCAGCAGCUCCAGCAGCUUUAAAGGUGGAUUGACUCUGUGGCUAAUUCUGUGGCUAGUGGUGGUGAAGUCGGGCGGGGUGUCAGCAUGCCCAAGGCUGUGCGUGUGUUACCCAACGCCCAUGACGGUCAGCUGCCAGUCCCAGAACCUCACCAUAGUGCCGGCCGGUGUGCCGUAUGACUCACAGCGUGUUUUCCUGCAGAACAACCGCAUCACAGAGCUGCGCGCAGACUCUUUUGGCUUCGAGACACAGGUGCUUUGGCUGUAUGGCAACAACAUCACGUGGGUCGAGGCCGGGGCCUUCAGUAACCUCAGGGUGCUGGAGGAGCUGGAUCUCGGCGAUAACCCGCUACAGCGGCUGGAAGGUGGUGCCUUCAGGGGCUUGGAGAAGCUGCAGAGCCUGCACAUGCAUCGCUGCAAGCUGGCCACUCUCCCCCAUGACCUCUUCCACAAGCUGUACAGCCUGCAGUUCCUUUACCUGCAGGAGAAUCAGCUCCACUUUCUGCAGGAUGACCUGUUCUCAGAUCUGGUCAACCUCAACCACCUCUUCCUGCAUGGCAACCGCAUCCGUGCCCUCUCUGAGAACGUGUUCAGAGGCCUGGUUAACCUGGACCGCCUCCUUAUCCAUGACAACCGCGUCAGGCAGGUCAACCGCCGGGCUUUCCGUGACCUGGGACGCCUGACCAUCCUUUACCUGUUCAACAACUCCCUGGCCGAGCUGCCAGAUCAGGCCAUGAAAGACACCCAAGGCAUCCAGUUCCUCCGCCUCAACGGGAACCCCUGGUCCUGCGGCUGCGAGGCUCUUCCCCUCUGGGAGUGGUUCCGCACGGCUCGCAUCUCCUCCUCUGAGCUCAUGUGCACCUCCCCGUCCCAGCGUCGCGGCCAGGACCUCAGGUUCCUCCGGGAGAUGGACUUCGCACUCUGCCCUAUGCCUGACCCCGGCUCUCUGGCGGGAACCACCACGACCACCUUCAGCACCAAGACCCGCUGGUGGUUCUCCAAGCACAAGCCCGCAUCUUCAUCCAAGGCCGCGUACCAGAAGAGCAGCGAGACGGUGAAGGCCUUCCCCUUCCCCGCCGGGAAGCCUGAAUACCUCCCCAAAAAACCCUCCGAAACCAUCUCCACCAAGUAUGAACUGUCGGAGGACGAGGCGGCGCUCCCCAAGCUGGACCAAGAAGAAUACUGGGCCAACUACGGCAACGAAGACUCCUCCAUCCGCUGCUUCGAGCUGGAGUGCCCCCCGGGCUAUGACAACCCAGCCUUCUCCUCGUCCUCCUCCUUACCCAGCACCUCAUCCCUCCUCCACCUCCUCUCCCUCUCCAUAGUCACAUGCUCCCUCCAUUUCCUUUUUGGCUGAACUCUUCUCUCCUUCACUCCUUCUUUUCCCUUCUGAUAUCUCCCCCCGCUCUUUCCAACUCUGAAAAGAAACCUGGAUCUUGAUUCCUUUCAGUUACCUCCUCAACUCGCAGGAGGUGCAACACUGACGCAGGAGACAGGCGAGGCAGCAGGGAGCUGUUUUAAAGAGCAGUUGAGUUGAUGUAGAGUAGGACAGGAUUUCACUGUUGAAGUAGCUGCUGCUUAUUAGUACAGGCUUUAAAAAAAGCAGGGAUCAGAUCACGGAAACUGACUCUGAUAGCGGCGGUACAAAGGCAGAAACCUGCAACAACACGAUGAAAUGAUAGAGACACAACACACAUCUGGUGUCUCCAGAUGUUUUUUGAUAUCACAGCUGUGAGCAACGCAGGCGUUGUGACUCGACUACAGCUAUUUUCUAUAUCAAGCGUUCACCAUCCACUCACCACGAACAUUGUCCAUCACUAAUUUCUUUCUUUCAUCAUUAAUAGAAGUGGUUAUUAAUGAUACCGGAAGUUGGAGAUAACGAGAGUCUUGGGAGGAAAGAAAAGAAAUAGAAAGAAUUGCAGGGCGAAGUUGAAAGAAAAAUCAAUACACCGUGAGCAGAGUGAGCUUAAGAUAUUCAUCUAAAGGCAGAGAAGGAUGAGAGGAUCAUUAGAACUGCAGCCAAGAGCGGCUCUCCUCUCUCCUUCAGAUUCUUGUGCAAUCCCAGAGAUGCCAGCAAACCACCACCACCACCCACACGUGUACAUACCACUCUUCAUCACUGUACAUACACGCAUCCUAAACGGCUCUGUAUUUUAGACUAGCUGGAUUUUUACCUUUCCUUUUUACUGUAGUACCAUUCGGUAAAUGACCGCUUGUGGUUUUAAAAGAGAUACUCAUUUUGUAAAUGAGAGGCAAACAAAUGAAAUGUAGAAACUCCUGUUUUCGUCCCUCGUGUUCUCCAGUCUUGUCUCUUCCUCUCUCAGACGACCUAAAAAUGUUCCAGAUUCAGAUUUUUUUUUGUGUGUGUGUUAUUCAGUUUUUGUUGUAGACUAAUAACCAAAGUCCCGAGAAGACCAGUUUGAUCAGGUCUCUUCUUCAAAUGAGUGUCUGUGUGUAUGUGCCUGUUUUUCCUUUAGAAAUAUGGCCUUUGUCUGUCUGUCUAUCUGGAUGUCCAAACUGACAGAUAACAAGGUUAAAACAACACCAGAGCUGAAUCCUUUACAGUCUUUUGUGUUGUAUUUAGCUCAGAUUGAAAGCUGAAAAACUCCUUUACGCACAGAUAAACUUACUAGCACCCAUGACUGUUUAAAAACUGCAUUGUUUACGAAAUGCACGGGAAUCUGGGUCUCGUUUCCACAUUUGGCAAAUCCAAGAAUUUCAUCUGAUUUCAGUGAUAUCUGUAGUGUAUGCUACUACAGACCACAAGGAGGACAAUCAAGCUGUCAUCCACUUUAUAAGAGAUAUUUUCUUACUCCACUGUGUGUUUUUAGAUACUGGGAAGUUCCUUGUUAACCCCAAAUGUUUUUGAGUCCAUACAAAUCUGUGAGUUUCUGCAUAGAACAUGAAGGAUACUGUGACGCUGGUAGAUUCUGUAUUUUUCAAUUGAAAAACUUGUUGAAAGUUGAAAAGUGUUUUGCUUUAUUAAUAAAAUAAACAAACAAUUAAACAAAA